AUGGAGAUGGCUAACAUGAAGCCAGAGGAGAUUACCCACCCUCCCAUCAUGGAUCAGCUGGCUGGAAUGGAGUACUGUAUAGACUCCAACCCAUCCUGGGGAGGGUGUAUUAUGCUGGGUUUCCAGCAUUUCAUCCUUUGCUUGGGGACGGCAGUGAUGAUCCCCACCUUGCUGGUUCCCCUCAUGGGAGGAAAUGCCCAUGACAAGGCAAUUGUGGUACAGACAGUGCUGUUUGUGACUGGCAUAAAUACACUGCUGCAAACUCUGUUUGGAACUCGCCUGCCUACGGUUAUUGGUGGAUCAUAUGCAUUUGUAAUCCCAGUCAUAUCAAUAAUCAGUGAUCCCUCGCUGAUGCAAAUUGCUGAUGACCACACAAGGUUCAAAGUAGCCAUGAGAGCCAUACAAGGGGCCCAGAUAAUAUCCUCCUGCAUUCAGAUAGUGCUUGGCUACAGCCAGUUGUGGGGGUUAUGCUGCAGGUUCUUCAGCCCACUUGGGAUGGUUCCAGUUGUUGCACUAGUAGGGAUUGGCCUUUUUGAGAGAGGAUUCCCAGUGAUUGCAACCUGCGCGGAAAUCGGUCUUCCGAUGCUCGUCCUGUUUGUUGCACUUUCACAAUAUCUGAAGCAUGUACAAAUGUGCCAUUUCCCAAUAUUCGAGAGGUUCUCAGUGCUAAUCUCCAUAGCACUGGUUUGGUUAUAUGCCCAAAUCCUCACUGUCAGUGGAGCAUACAAGCAUAGUCCGGUGCUCACUCAGCUCAACUGCCGAACUGACCGUGCCAAUCUCAUCACAACUGCACCAUGGAUUAGGCUUCCAUAUCCGCUGCAGUGGGGUCUGCCGACUUUCAGCGCAGACCAUUCAUUUGGUAUGAUGGCUGCUGUGGUGGUGUCCUUGAUAGAGUCUACGGCAGCAUUUCAGGCUGCUGCCCGUUUGGCAAGCGCGACGCCUCCACCGCCAUUUGUCUUGAGCAGGGGCAUUGGAUGCCAGGGAAUCGGGCUGCUGUUCGACGGGUUAUUUGGUACUGUGAGCGGCUCUACCGUCUCUGUGGAGAACGUCGGUCUCCUAGGAUCAACAAGGAUUGGCAGCAGAAGAGUAAUCCAGAUUUCUGCUGUUUUCAUGAUCUUCUUCUCCAUCCUAGGUGCUGUGGGGCUCUCCUUUAUGCAGUUCAUAAACAUGAACUCGACGCGCAACUUCUUCGUCCUCGGCAUCUCACUCUACCUUGGCAUCUCCAUCCCGAACUACUUCCACCAGUUCACGACGAGCUAUCACCGUGAACCGGCGCACACUAGAGCUGGAUGGUUCAACGACCUCAUCAACACCGUCUUCUCGUCGCCGGCCACCGUCGGGUUCAUCGUCUCGAUGGUGCUGGAAAACACCCUGCAGGAGAGGAACAGAGACAGGGACCGUGGGAUGCCAUGGUGGGCGAGGUUCCGGACGUUCCGCGGCGACAGCCGGACUGUGGAGUUCUACAAUCUGCCGUUCAGUCUCAACCGCUUCUUCCCGGCUUCGUGA
Molecule: messenger RNA, 1506 nt
Organism: Miscanthus lutarioriparius
Lineage: Eukaryota; Viridiplantae; Streptophyta; Magnoliopsida; Poales; Poaceae
Source: the annotation of a GenBank genome assembly